Messenger RNA from Emiliania huxleyi CCMP1516, 1461 nucleotides. RefSeq lists its product as hypothetical. Bases 16 to 1335 code for a protein of 439 amino acids. Lineage: Eukaryota; Haptophyta; Isochrysidales; Noelaerhabdaceae. The transcript has 4 exons. The record is from RefSeq and is a predicted model, not a curated record.
CGCGGCGGUCGAAGAAUGCUGAAAGCUUACAGCGGCUUCCUGGUCCGCCACGCCUGCGCGCUCGCCUCCCUUCUCUUCGCCUCGGCGUGGGUCAGCGGCGGCCUGCUCCUGCUGCUUGGCCGCACGCACUUUCAAAAUUAUGGCGCGUUCGAACUCCUCGUACGAGGAGCGCCAGCCGUUGACGAGAUGGACCUCGCCAACGCCGCACUCAAGGCUGCGGACGCCUGGGCGGCUGGUAGCCGCGCACGCCCUCGCACCGUCCUCUCCUCGCUCGACAGCGCCGUGGUGCUCGUCUAUUCAGCUGGAGGUGAGCCGCUGCUGACGCCGGAGCGGCUGCAGGCCAUCUGUGAGGUCGACAACGUGCUCCUCGGCACCGACGGCUACGACCUGCUCUGCUACGACGGCGCGCUGCCGAUCCCCGGCCUCGCCUCGCGCUCGAGUAUGUCCGGCCGCUCUUGCUCGCUGCAGCUCACAUCGCCGACCGCCUUCUUUUACGUCAACUGGCAGCUGGUCCUCGCUAUCGAGAAGCAGCUGCGCUGGCUGCGCCGCGUCUCGCCCUUUGCGCGCGUCGUCGAGCCUCCGCCCUCCGUGAGCCGAGAGCUGCUCCUCGCCACCUCGGCCGGCUUCGAGCGAGGCAGCCACACGCGCAGCUGCCCGCUCCUUCCGCAAGAGUACGUCGAGGCGCGCGCCGCGCAGCUGCUCGAGCUCGCCGCCACCGGCGGCACGGCCAGCGCCAACGCCAGCAGCCCCAGCGACCCCGUGGCCCGGACCGUGCGCGAGCAACUCUCUCCGCUCGUCGACGCGAGCGCCGCAACGCGCGGCCACGUGUCGCAAGCCUCCUCGGUGACCUCCUUUGGCGAGCCGCUCGACCCGCGGCUGCUCAGCUACAUCGGGGGCGGCAUCGCGCCAAACGACGACGAGGCGCGCUCGCUGCAGCUGCAGCUCCGCAACGACCUCGAGAGGCGCUUCGCGCAGUCGCUCGCGGCCGGCCUCGCACUACGGCCGCCCUCGCCCAUCUCGUCUCUCUGGCGAGGCCACGCGGCACUGCCACACGCUCUGCAGGUCGCGGCCCGGUGGCUCCUCGGCUCCUCUUCUCCUCUCGCGCGCCUCGGGCCCCCGCGACUCUUCGCGCCCCUCCGCCCCUCCGCCCCUCCGCCCCUCCGCCCUUUAACUCGAUGCGCAUACGACCGCACGGCCGCGCGCGCCUCACGUUGCCUUGCCAUGAACAGGCUGACUACCUCGGAUCGAUGGAGCUUUCCCGCUCCGAGGCGGUAUCGCUCGCCGACCAGGCAGUGCUGUGGUCGGCGGGCUCCGUGCUCUUCGUGUGGGUGCUGAUGGCGCUGCAUCUCCGCUCGCGCUGGCUCGCGACCCUCGGCAUCUGGCAGAUCCUCGCCGCGCUCCCGAUCUCGUGGCUUCUGUACGCGCUCUUCGUGCCAAUGACGGCGGCCAUCUCAACGCUCG